AGAAGUUGUCGCGUUCCCUGCACAACCUCGCUGCACAACCUCAUCGUCAACAUGAAUCCACAAUCGACGGGCGGGCUACCGCUUGGGCUCUUCAUCCAGCCACAGAAGAAGAGGUCCAGGGCCAUCAAGAUUGUCGAUCCUGAGUCUCGAAAAGAACAGGUCAUCAAGCACCAGCAGGCUCCACCCGACCACGACGGACAGAGUGCUUUCACUUUCACGUCGGCCGUUCGUGACGCAGCGCGCGCAGCUACUGCAAGUGCAGCCCAAAAAUCCCAAACUCUCAACAAGGUCACCGCUGGCGCGAGCACGACGCGCUUGCAGCCUGACGAUGACGAGCUCACCAAAGGAUUUAAUGUCUAUGCGCUUCCCUUUGUCCCGGACAACCUGAAAAGAAUCAACGGGGACGCCGCUAGCUAUGUGUGUGAAACGCCGCCAUCUUCCGACAUUGAUUUUGUGGGUUACGCCAGCAGUGAGCUGAUUGCCAACCUCCUGCCUUCCAUUCCUGGUCCAAGCACUGAUCCAGCCCCGGCGGGCCAUGUCCACGCCUUGACCCCAAACGAACAUGAGGCCUUCUUCCGCUUCCAUUUACAGCAUGAGUGGCAAUACCAGGAAAGGGAAAACGCAAGUUAUUCUUUAUACCAGCACGAAGGCAUCGUCGAGUUUGCACAACCGUCCCCUGGUAGCUCAGUCGACCUCGCAACCGUGACAAUCGUUGUGCCCGGUCUACGAGAGGACUCGCCUCACGUUGAACUAGAGGAUGAAGUUGAGCUCCGCCAGUUGCGUUCCGACUCUGCACAACGGCUGAUUCUGGAGCGGGGCUACCAAAAAGGAGUUACCUGGUCACCCUUGGGGUGGACUGGCAUUGUCUACAAGGCUCGCGUGUCGGCUGUGCUACGGGAGCGAGAAACACUAGUCCUGCGUGUCGCUGGCCUCAAUAUUGUUAGGUCCGAGGUCAUGAUGGAGCUUGCACCCUUCGUGCCGUUUCCCAGUCAGCAUCGUCUCAAGUUCAACGUACAGUUCCCCGUCCCCAAGCAUCGCUCCCGACAGAUGGAGAGCGUCUUGCCUUGGAUCCAGGCUUCUCUGCAUCGAGCUAGCCAAAUGACUCUCCAUGCGCGCGCUACAAUAGACGGUGAUAAUGGUCUUGAACUACAAGCGGCAAAGUCAGCCUACUGGAUCCAGUCGAUGCUGUUUCCAACAGAGGCCGACUGUGACAUUCAAGUCAAUGCUCACUCGGGCAUAUUCACACAGCGCUUUUUCGACCAAGGGCUCAAUCUGGAGCAGCGCAUUUCUGUUGAGAAUGUGUGCAGCCAAAACUAUGGCGUGCUUCCCUAUCUGAUCUCGGGCCCGCCAGGCACUGGCAAGACAAAGACCAUGGUUGAAAUCGCUCUGCAACUGAUCCACAACGUCCCCAACGUCUCCCACAUACUGAUGUGCGCUCCCUCGGAGCAGGCAGCCGACAUGCUAGCCGACCGCCUGCGCUCAUCUGUCCCCUUGCACCACAUGUUGCGCCUCAAUCGGCCGUCUCGGAGCUUUGCCGAGGUCUUGGAAGGCGUGCUUCCAUACUGCCACAUUGCCGGCGACGCGUUCGGCCUGCCACCCAUGGAGAAGCUCAUGGCGUACAAGAUCGUAGUAACCAGCUGCCGCGAUGCUGCUAUACUCAUGCAUGCCCGCGUCGCCAACUCGGACCUAUACGCAGUAGAAGAUGGCCUACGGAGACGCAUCCAUCCUUCACAUCCACCUCCCUCGCAAGCCCGGCUGCACUGGGACGCCCUGCUGAUGGACGAAGCGGCCCAAGCUACCGAGCCGGAUGCCCUGGUCCCGCUUUGGGUGGUCUCCCCCCCGCCAGAAGCGCCUGAGCUCGUCUUCAUCCCGCUCGUAGUCAUGGCCGGCGAUGAGCAGCAGCUGAACCCGCGCACGUCAGCCCCCGUAACAAUCCUGCAACGCUCGCUCUUCGCCCGGCUGAUCGCGCGGCCCGUCUACGCCGAGCACCCGCUGGCGCGCGCCUUUAAGGCUUCCAUCUCGGCCAUGCGCAACCCAACAAGCACAGCCAACCCAACCCAUGCGGCGGGAGACGACCCACCGCUCACCAUAACCCCCUCCACCCGCCUGCCCGUCCUCCGCCCGGCCUUCACGAACCUCGUGCGCAACUACCGCUCCCACCCGGCCAUCCUGGCCGUGCCCUCGGCGCUCUUCUACCACGACACCCUGCUGGCCUCGGCGCCGGCAUCGUCGACCAACCGUCUAGCCAGCUGGCGCGGCUGGCACGGACGACGCGGCUGGCCGGUGCUGUUCCACGACAACCCCUCACCCGACGACCUCGAGUGCGACGGCGGCGGGUGGUUCAACGCGGGCGAGGCCGAGCUGGCGUGUCGCUACGCGGCUGACCUGGUCGCGUCGGGCUUGGUCCGCCAGGAGGAGGUGUGCGUCAUGAGCCCGUUCAGCGCGCAGGUAAGGCUCAUACGCCGGCUGAUGCGCAGCCGAAGUGGUGGCGGUGGUGGUGGUGGUGGUGGUGGGCCGAGCCUGUGGGGUGUCAAUGUCGGCCCUACGGAGGCGUUUCAGGGGUUGGAGCAUGGAGUGGUGAUUCUGUGCACCACGCGGUCGAGACGCAGGUUUGUGGGGAGAGAUAAAGCGCUCGGAUGGGGAAUUGUGGGCAUGCGCAACCGCAUGAAUGUUGCGCUGACGCGGGCGAAGUUUGGGUUGAUUAUAAUUGGCUCGCGGGAGGUGCUUGCUGGGGAGGAUGAGGCGUGGAGGGAGGUGAUUGCGUUUUAUGCUGCUGUCAAGCCAUGCAGUUUGCGGGGGAUGUUCUAG
Messenger RNA from Canariomyces notabilis, 2808 nucleotides. RefSeq names its product P-loop containing nucleoside triphosphate hydrolase protein. The coding region runs from base 52 to 2808 and encodes 918 amino acids. The record is from RefSeq and is a predicted model, not a curated record. Gene Ontology annotation, molecular function: helicase activity. Gene Ontology annotation, biological process: regulatory ncRNA-mediated post-transcriptional gene silencing. NCBI's taxonomy places the organism in Eukaryota, Fungi, Ascomycota, Sordariomycetes, Sordariales, Chaetomiaceae. Gene Ontology annotation, cellular component: P granule; cytosol. The transcript has 3 exons.